Molecule: messenger RNA, 390 nt
Organism: Penicillium angulare
Lineage: Eukaryota; Fungi; Ascomycota; Eurotiomycetes; Eurotiales; Aspergillaceae
Exons: 3
Coding region: 1-390 (129 amino acids)
Biological process (GO): sterol biosynthetic process
Cellular component (GO): endoplasmic reticulum; membrane
Molecular function (GO): cholestenol delta-isomerase activity; steroid Delta-isomerase activity; C-8 sterol isomerase activity
Source: RefSeq, a predicted model, not a curated record
AUGCCAGCUGGCUCCGAGUCCCAUCCUUAUUAUCCUCUGGGGGUCAACAUCGUCGGCUAUGCACCCAACCAAAGCCCCGUUCUUGAGCUGUUAGCAUUGGCAAGUGGAGGAUGUACGCUCCUUCUCGGCUUGACCUUUGCAGUGGCCAGUCAUGUGCGACCAGCGCUUCGCAUGGCGGAUCGGAUUGCCAUUCUGUGGUUUGUGCUCUCUGGAACUUUGCACUGUUUCUUCGAGGGGUAUUUUAUGCUGAACCAUAAGCACAUGGCUUCAGCUCAGGAUCUCUUCGGGCAGCUAUGGAAAGAAUAUGCACUGUCGGAUUCUCGAUACAUGACUUCGGACACCCUGGUCCUGUGUAUGGAGACUAUCACGGUGAGCCCUAAGGAAGACUAG